This is a messenger RNA of Cylas formicarius (sweet potato weevil), 3567 nucleotides long. RefSeq lists its product as uncharacterized. The record is from RefSeq and is a predicted model, not a curated record. The transcript has 16 exons. The coding region runs from base 73 to 3537 and encodes 1154 amino acids. Lineage: Eukaryota; Metazoa; Arthropoda; Insecta; Coleoptera; Brentidae.
UCUAAUGAAAGUCUCAGUGAAAUUUUCUGUUUCUCUACGAGUUUCAUAAAUCUUUAGUCGCUCGAUAGAAAAAUGUCAUCGGAGCAAAUUUUUAUUUUGGAAGCGCUCGUUAACAGGAUUAUCCUGCAGCCGCACAUAGCCAUAGAAAAUUUAGACGAGUUAUGCUUGAGGUUCAAAUUUGCACAGAUUGUGAAUUUCGAUAUCGAUACCACGUACUUUCCACUGCCUGAAUACGACGAAAAUAAUCCACGAGUGAUCAAAAUGAAUUUUGGAAAAACGUUUUUAUUCACAAGUAGACCGUCGACCCUAAGGAACCUACUGGAAACCGAACCUCUGGAAAUUGGCCUUUACGAUGGUGUCAAGUUGUGCGGGUCAGUCACUGUACCUUGGAAAUUGGAAUUCUCUGAAAUGAUUAAGUUUUUUGAAACGAUUGGAAUGGUUAAAUCUUGCGUAAUUCAUGAAUUGUUCCCCUUUACUUCCGACUAUGAUACCAAAGUCGCCGACAUUGACAUAUUCCUGAAGAUGUCCUGUUUUGGCGAAAACGUCCAGACCUUGUUUCAGGUUCGCCAUUUCGGAAAAAAUCAAGAAUUAAUUUUUCGGCAAGGAAAUAAGUCAGAGACAUUUAAAUGUGAAAGGUUUGAAGACGAAAGAACUGAGCCUUUGGUAGCGGCGCUGUACAGUGGAAUUGCGGAUUUCGGAAUCGUUUCCGAUAUUAACGUUAAACAAAAUGUUUCUCUGACAGCGUUGUUCGAGAAUACUAUCGCCGCCACUGCUACUCCUAGUACAUAUAAUACGUCGCCGCCGCGAGAAGACGAAGGUAUCGAUGUGGAUUUCGUAGACAAGGAUGUGAUUUCGAUAUCUUUUAGGCCACCUCAGAACAAGUUUUUGGAUUUUAUAAAUAUGGUUAGUGCAGACAUUAAAGAUCAAGUAAAAGCGACGGUCACUAUACCAAGAGGUCAGGUGGCGCGCGUUCGCUCGUUUCUGAGAAACCUGGAAAAUCAAGAAAAAAAGAAAUCCGAUGCUCUUCAACUUACUUCAGAAAGCAUUGCCAGCAAACUAUGCGGUAAUAAGGAUUGUCCUGGCGUAAGGAGGUUCAAAAAAUAUGGUAUUGGUCCACUGGCACCAGGAAGCGCAUUAGGUACACUAUAUGAAUUUGUUGAACCUCCAGUUGUCUACGGCCUUAGUCAUACUUACGGAACUUUAUGUAAUUAUGGACCACUGGGAGUAUUUUCCAAACCCAAGCAUGAAGACGAGCCAUUUACACCCAUGAAGCCACCAUCCAGUUUAAAACUAAAUCAAUCUGCACUAUUGAAAACGAAAUGUGAACACCAUUGCAAGCAUCAAAAGAAAGUUAAAACGUCGAAAACAUGGCACAGCAGCACAUGUCCAUUAAGACUCAGAGGUGGCGGAGGAGGCGAUUGUCCAUUAACGCCGAUAUCACCGAUGGUUGAAUGCAAAUCCGUAAUGGACAAGUUCGAUGAUAUCUUAGCUGCUUACAGGAGAGCCCUCGGUCCUUGUGGCCAAGCGGUUUGUCCUUACGCUCAAAAUAUAUCCGUGGAGACAUGCAAAAAAUCGUGCGUUCACACGGACGCGAUGCCGGUGCAAGAAAUUCAUUUCAAAACUGAACUGCCACCUACGGAAGUUGAGCCUCAAGAAAAUAGGUAUCCCGCGGGAUGUGGUUCGCUCAAAUGCGCGUACGCGAAAUACAAAAUCGGACUGUUGGACGAAGAUGCUCAAUUGGAGCUGCAGUUUUUGCCACCUGCGUUAAGGAGUAGCUGCGGGGAUCCCAAAUGCAAAUAUCCACCGACACCGGAAUUGCCCCCGAUUCAUUGGGAUUGUCCAGAUCCACUGCCCAAAGAUCAAUGCAAGAAUCCAAAUUGUCCUCUUUUACCAAAAUUACUGAGAAAACUUCAACCAAAACAAAUGAUGAAAGGACCAUGCGGGAGUUCGGAAUGUUCGUAUGCUGUACCAGAGCCAUGCGACAACCCAACGUGCCCGUUUUUACAAAAAGCAUGUCCAAUGGCAACAGAACAGGCGGCCACCAAAUCGAAGAGCGAAGAAACGACUUGCACGAAUCCAGAAUGUCCUUUCGCGAGCGAGAAUAUUAACAAAACCAUAAAUGACGAAAAUGAUCCAAAAUUCAAGGGAGAAUUUGAAACGUGCGGAAAUCCCGAUUGUCCUUACAAUAAUCCUGUAUCUGAGAAAGGCUCUAGAGUCGAAAUUUGCAAUAAUCCAAAAUGUCCUUUCAAAAAAAAAUCCAAAAUGAGGCAAACUGUAUCCAGGAAUGGGAAGAAAUACAAAGCAAACAACAAAUUCUUUAACAAUUUCGCAUGGGACUGCAAUAAACAAAAAAGUAAAAGCAGUAUCGACGGAAGUGUUUGUUCCAACCCACAGUGUCCAUACAACAUGAAAACAAAGGAAGAUAAAAGCAAAAAUGAAGACUGUAGUUGUGAAAAGGAGGACAAAAGCAUUUGUUCAAAUACAGAAUGUUCCGAAUUCAAAGCGAGACCUUUAAAACAAUCGGAGCAAAAAUCUGUUUGCGACGACCCUUACUGCCCAUAUGGGCAGCCCCUGCCAUCGUGUGGGAUCCCAAACUGUCAAUACGAACUACUUUCCGCUUCCUUUUACUGCGAAAAUCCCGUGUGUCUAGUUAAAAAGGAUAAAUGUCGAGUAAACAGUGCAUCUGAAGAAGAGAAACAAGUUGUCGUAGAUACAACAGCAGCGAAUGCUUCAAUAUGCGAUCAUGUACCUUGCGAAGAUAAGCCCGGAGAAGAGUGCGAGAAUCCGGACUGUGGCUUUACAGUGGAAAAACCAAAAAGGAAAUGUAAGAGGGGCCGAAAGAAAAGAAGUAAAUUCGUCUACACCAUUGGAGAUACAUAUCCGGGAACCAAAUUAGGUCACAGAGAGUGUAUAACGCCCAGUUUUAUGGUUCCACCGAAUAUGGGAUGGCUGUGGAAUAUCCGGACCCCCAUAUUGAAUUUGAAACCUAGAAGAGGUUGGAGGCCCGGUGCUUUAACCAGAAUCAUUGCUCAACGAAUUCGGGCUCAUAGACAAUCUAAAGGAUUAGGUAUGUUCGCACUUCCGAGUUUCAAAACGGAGGGGGCUCAAUAUAACGAGCUCAAACUUCAACCGAAGCCAACAUUACAAAUUCAAAAAAAGGAAGGUUGUUAUUGGAUUACUAUGAAUCCCCUAAAAGAUCCGCAUAGUUUGAGUGAGAAUGAAAACCCUUAUAUGGAAUGUAGCCCGAUGACAUUCAAAAUAACAAAAAACAACAAAUCGAUGGACAUCUGUUGCUGCAGCGACGAGGAUAUGAGGAAAUCUGUCUCAUCAUCUAGCAGCGAGCUGGAUAUCGAAUUUACUCCCCCAGCGGGCAUUAUUCAUCCCGAGCGAUUUAAGAAAAAGCGUGAUGUCGCCUGUGCGGAGUGUCAAUACGAUCCGUUCGAUUUUGAAGUUCAAACGAAGAAAGACGAGAAAAAGUCUGAUAAAAAAUCAGCCGGCAAAAAGACCCAACAGGCAAAAAAGGGAAGAAAAAAAUAGUUUUUUAAAGCAAAAGAAAAAAUAAAUAAA